GUAUAGUAUGUGUCAGGUAGGACUCUUGAGAGAGGUACACACCUUGUACGCACGAGUGUUGAAGUAGCGUUUGUAAUAUGUGAUCGUGAUUAAAAGACAGUUCUGCAAGUCAUCCAACGAUGUGUUUUUUAAAACAAUAACAUAACAUGGUACCAGGAGUGAACGAAAAUUGAAGUGGUGUAUUGUGAAAAGCGACAUGGAUUUGAAGCCACCUGAAAAGCUGAAGCUAAGUGGAAAUGUCGACAGCAAUUGGCGCACCUUCAAGCAGCAGUUCCAGCUGUACAUGGCGGCUAUGGCACUGCAGGAUAAGCCGGAUGCAAGAAAGGUAGCGUUACUGCUUACAAUAGCAGGCCCACAUGCCAUUGAAGUUUACAACACUUUUGUGUUUGACAAUCCAGAUGAAAAAAACAAGUUGGAUGUUGUCAUAGAAAAGUUUGAUGCUCAUUGCUCUCCCAAGAAGAAUGAGACAUAUGAGAGAUAUGUGUUCCGUUCAAGAGUGCAAGCUCAUGGAGAAAGUUUUGACAGUUUUGUGACUUAUUUGAGGCUGAAAGCACAAACUUGUAACUUUGCUACACUGAAGGACUCUAUGAUAAGGGACCAGAUUGUAUGUGGCAUAGAAGACAAAAAAGUCAGAGAAAGACUGUUGAGAGAGACAGAAUUGUCGUUGGAGAAUGCCAUUAAAAUUUGUCAUGCAGCAGAAUUGUCACAGAUGCACGUCAAGACGUUUGGUGAAAUGGCGUCCACCGCAGCCAUCAGCGUGGGAGGCGACAACGUGCAUGUCGUGUCAAGAGGAUGGAAGUUGCAGCCUGCACAGCAGAAGAGUGACGUCAUGUUCCAAUGCAAGCGCUGUGGAUCGCAGCACAAGCCAAAGCAGUGUCCAGCAUUUGCUUAAAGAGCAGGCACGUCCAGUUGUCCAUGCAGCGCGAAGAGUUCCAGCAGCACUUAAAGAGCGUCUCAAAAAAGAACUGGACUGGAUGACAACACUGGGUGUAAUAAAGAAAAUUGAG
Molecule: messenger RNA, 1007 nt
Organism: Nerophis lumbriciformis (worm pipefish)
Lineage: Eukaryota; Metazoa; Chordata; Actinopteri; Syngnathiformes; Syngnathidae
Source: RefSeq, a predicted model, not a curated record